Molecule: messenger RNA, 720 nt
Organism: Penicillium lagena
Lineage: Eukaryota; Fungi; Ascomycota; Eurotiomycetes; Eurotiales; Aspergillaceae
Product: HAD-like domain-containing protein
Exons: 1
Coding region: 1-720 (239 amino acids)
Molecular function (GO): hydrolase activity, acting on halide bonds, in C-halide compounds
Source: RefSeq, a predicted model, not a curated record
AUGCCUGCAGAGAAAACCACAAUCAAAGCAGUGUUCUUCGAUUUCAUGGGCACAUGUCUCGACUGGCACAGUAGCGUGGCUCAAUCAUUUCCACCCGCAAUCACUAAAGACGAUGCAUCCAAGCUAGCCCUGGAUUGGCGCAGAUUCUACUUUAUCGAGAACAACCAACGUUUGCUGCAAGGCUGUGAUCCCGAAGAUAUCGACAUUACCCUUUCCCGAGUUCUUGAUCAAGUGCUCGAGCAAUAUCCAGAACAUAAACUCCACAUAGACUCCGAGGUCAAAGAACAAAUGAUCGCGGCGUGGCAUGCCCAGCCCGCUUGGCCAGAAGUGCAGAAAGCGAUUCAGACUAUACGAGAAGAGCUGGAUCUCGAGGUCUUCGUCCAUGCAAAUGGUACGACUCGUCUGCAGCUUGAUCUUACUCGCUCAUCAGGGUUGGGCUUCAAUAUGUUAUUUUCGAGUCAGUUGCUAGGGGUAUACAAACCCAGUCCCGAAGCGUACAAGAAGGCAUUGCAGCUUGUCAAACUCCAGCCAGAGGAAGUGGUGCUGGUCGCAGCCCACGCGUAUGAUCUUCGAGGAGCUCAGAGCGUCGGAAUGAAGACCAUCUAUAUCCAUCGGUGGACUGACGAUAUUGAUGAGGAUAUGGAGAAGGUGAGGAAGGAGUUUGAUGUGUUUUUGGAAAAUAUGGAAAGGCUUCCUGCUGCCAUUUCGAGAAUCAUGUAA